GAAACCUAACUCAACCCACCAAAUGGCGGCGUAUAGAGCCGAAGACGAUUACGAUUACCUUUUCAAGGUGGUGCUGAUCGGCGAUUCGGGUGUGGGCAAAUCGAAUUUGUUAUCUCGAUUCACCAGGAACGAGUUCAGUCUCGAAUCCAAAUCCACCAUUGGAGUUGAAUUCGCCACCCGCAGCAUCCAUGUUGAUGACAAGAUUGUUAAGGCCCAGAUUUGGGACACCGCCGGUCAGGAGAGAUAUCGGGCAAUUACUAGUGCAUAUUACCGAGGAGCUGUUGGUGCAUUGCUUGUCUAUGAUGUCACUCGACAUGUCACAUUUGAGAAUGUUGAAAGAUGGUUAAAGGAGCUUCGUGAUCACACUGAUAACAAUAUUGUGAUCAUGCUUGUUGGUAACAAGGCAGACUUGCGACAUUUACGUGCUGUUUCCACUGAAGAUGCUAAGAACUUUGCUGAGAGAGAGAGAACCUUCUUUAUGGAGACAUCAGCCCUUGAGUGUAUGAAUGUAGAGAAUGCAUUCACAGAUGUACUAACUCAAAUAUAUCAUGUAGUGAGCCGAAAAGCCCUAGAUAUAGGGAAUGAUCCAGCAGCAUUGCCAAAGGGACAAACCAUUAAUGUUGGGGGAAAGGAUGAUGUUUCAGCUGUCAAGAAAGUCGGUUGCUGCUCUGUUUAAAUAUAGAAGGAUCAAGAGUGUCAUGAUUUCCAUAUAAGCACAAGACCUUCUAGGGUAUCUUGCAGGUGCCGGAAUGUACCUGAUAUUACUGUUUGGAGUUUGCAUCUCGUAAGAAAUACUGCAGCUUAAAAUUUUAUUAUUCGAUUUGACUUCAGUUGCUUUCAUUAUUUUUCUUUUUUAUUUUUUUAUAAAAAUUUUCUCCCUCCUGUAAGGUUCUACUCCUUAGCUUUGGUAGUUUUUGUUGUAUCAGAUGCUUUAGAAUACAAUGUUUUCAUAUUG
Messenger RNA from Rubroshorea leprosula, 955 nucleotides. NCBI's taxonomy places the organism in Eukaryota, Viridiplantae, Streptophyta, Magnoliopsida, Malvales, Dipterocarpaceae. The record is from the annotation of a GenBank genome assembly.